AUGCCUGUCAAUAACAAUAACAAUAACAGUAGCCACGACUCCAGGGACCCCAAGGAUCGCCGCAACUAUCGUGAAAAAUCCAUGUUCCUAGACAGCCGUCCACCCAAAGAGACCCCUAGAUACAACGAUCGUGUGGGCAUGUCCGUCCCGCCCCCUGACAGUUAUUCCAAUCACCCAUACAACAACAAAAACAGUGACGUUCGGCCCCAACGUAACGACCACUCAAGAGCAUGGGAACCCAGAAAUCGUGAUUGGGACGAACGCGAUCGACGCAGCGAUAACAGAGGACCGGACCCGUUCCUUCAAGACCAGAGCAGAGGAGGACGAAGCCAAUAUGAUGCGCCGCCAUCACCUUCAGCCCCUCUGCGUCGCAAUGACCACCCCUAUGAUGCUCGAGAGUCGUCCCGCCCCCCUGAGCGCGGCCGAUUCUUUGAAGGCGGAUCCAACAAGAGGCGAAACGAGAGUUCGUCUCCCAAGCCUAGAAAAAGAACUGGCUCGCUAACCGAGGACGUACGGUCUGGCAUCGCAGAUGUCUCCCUUGUCAGGAACCGAUCGCUCGAACCAGUCUCUCCUCAGUCCCCUACAGCCUCUGGUGAUUCCGAGUACGACCGGGUCCAGCAAGAAAAGGCCGCUGCUGCGUUCAACAACCGAUCCAAGUCUGUCUUUUCUGGCGCAGCUAUUGAGGCCAACGGAGGAACAGACGUCGACAUGUCGCCACGCAAGCCACAGUACAAGCUGCCCGAGUCUAAGCGCAGGAGCAAGCGUAGACGUAUUGCUGCCCGGGAAACGUCUGGAGAAUCCUCGGACUCGGACUCUUCCAGCUCGGAAUCUGACUCUAGCUCUGAUGAGUCUGAUGCUCGCCGCCUCAUUGGCGCUUCUGGUCUGAAGUUGCACGGUCAGAUCCACGACCUGAUGCUCGAGCUCGAAAGAACGCGUACAAAGUAUGCCAAGUACUGCGAAAAGGCCAAGGCAUCGUCAAAGCGGAUUCGGAACAUCAGCAAGAAACUGGAGCGGCGAUUCAGGGAUCUGAGCGAGAGCACUGCUGCCGGGCGUGAGACUUCUGCAUCUGAGAGGCCUACGAUGGUGUCAAGACCUAGCAGCGACAGGAUCACUCAGCACAACGCCUCGUCAUUCUUGCCCAACAAGUCCUCGGCCCCAUCGUCCGCUGCUUCCAAGAGUAACUCCUCAUUCUCGAACGGACGACACGGAUCAUCUCGUCCUCGUCUGGCACCAGUGAACGACCGUAUCGCAGUUGCUGCUCUGAAUGUCGUGGAGACCUUGACCAAUGUCCAUGCCGAUAUCCGGAACAAGACGUUUGGAAGAAAGCCUAGAUGCAUGCUUCACCAUGUGCCGAUUGCUGGUCCAGACAUGGAAGAAGUUAUGGUCACCAGUGCCUUGGAUGGAACUAUUCACUUCUGGGAUCUGGAAAGGCGCCGCGUGACGAGCACGAUUCCAAAAGCACCAACCAACAUGCCUUGGGCAGAGGACAUGUGCUGGGUCGGCAAGAACACGUUAGCGGUGGCCAGUGCCCACAAGGAAGGAGUGCCCAUGCCCAACCAGCUCAUGUUAGUCCAUGUUGAGAAGGCCAAGCCAACCUCGCCGGUUACAUGGACAAUCCAGUCAUUGGAUCAGAAACCUCAUGAUGCCAGCAAGGGCGGCAUUCUGUGCUUGACAGCGAUGACUGAAGACCGCAGCGGUAUCUCUCUUGCCUCGGCUGGUCUGGAUAAGCAAAUCAUCCGUUGGAAGUUUACGCCAGCAAACUCGGACGGCGACUGUGUACCAUCGCAGCAGACCGUGGUCCACAGCAAGCACACGAGCACCAUCCAGGGACUUUGCUACACACCUCACAACAACGUGCUGUUCUCAGGAGGAUGCGAUUGCAAGGUCAUUGGAUGGGACAUGGAACGGUCCGAGGUGGUGUACGAUUACAAGAGCAAGGAGCGCGGUCGCAUCAACUCUAUCACACCCAACCCAGUGGACCCCAACCUGCUUUUGGUUUCUCAUGCGACCACAAACAACCAGCUGUCAUUGCACGACCUCCGCCAAAGAUUUGACGAUCCUGUCUUGCGCUUUGGUUUCGAGUGUGCCGAUAACUUGUCGAGACAGGUGAUGCCCUCGUGGCAUCCAGGUGGAGCUAUUGUGAGCAGUGGAACUCAGUCGGAUCCCAAAAUCAACAUCUGGGAUAUUCGUUGGAGGGAUGUGCACCGCGGCGCUGGUCAAUCCAUCGAUGGACAAUGUAAGUGA
Linnemannia hyalina is the source of this 2244-nucleotide messenger RNA. The record is from the annotation of a GenBank genome assembly. Lineage: Eukaryota; Fungi; Mortierellomycota; Mortierellomycetes; Mortierellales; Mortierellaceae.